GCGCAGCGGCGGCCCCGUGGCGGGAGGAUGCGGGCGGCGCCCGGGGUGCAGCCGGACCGGCCCUUCAAGCUCAGGAAGAGCCUCGCCACCCGGCGGGAAGAAGUAGCAGGGAUCCGAGCCAAGUUCCCGACGAAAAUCCCGGUAAUUGUUGAGAGAUACCAUAAAGAGAAAUACCUUCCUCUCUUGGACAAAACCAAGUUUCUGGUUCCCGAGGAGCUGACCAUGGCACAGUUCAUAACCAUCAUCAGAAGCAGGAUGGCUCUAACAGCUACACAAGCUUUCUACCUGCUGGUGAACAACAAAAGCCUAGCCAGUAUGUCCUUGACAAUGGCAGAAGUGUACAGGGACUACAAAGAUGAAGAUGGCUUUGUGUAUAUGACCUAUGCUUCCCAGGAGAUGUUUGGAUGCUUAUUACCCACUGCCCAAGGGAAAACUAUGGAAUGCUUUCAGAAAACUUAAGAUUGGGUUAAUAUGCUGCAGCAAAGCAGUUUGCUCUGAAUCAUGCCUGUGACAUGAGCCUCGGAGAUGCUCCUUCCAAUGUGAGCUCUUGAGCUCUGUAGUGGGAGUUAUGACCCAAAAGCUGGCAGGACCAGCUUAAGACAGAAAUGGUGGUACACUUUCCCUAGGUAAUAAUUUGGAUAUAUAUUUUUAUAUUUGAAGACACUGUGGGUUGGGUUUUUUUUUCUUUUGAACUGCACCUCCACUGUUUUACAAUAUCAGUCUUUGUUGUGUAACUGAUUUUUUAAGGUUUCCUGAAAGCCUAAGUCUAAGAAUAAAAUAAAGAAUCUUUUAUGUAUUCAGUUGAAUGUUAUUUUUAAUCUGGGGAAAGACUGUAAAAAUUUGUCUAGGAGAAGAGCCUAUAAUAAUUCUGGGAAUUUGAGCUCAAUGCCUUUUAAAUGAAACACUGCUUGCACAGCUACUCUGAUUUUUUGAAUGGAAUAUCAAAGUUUAAGUUGUGUCACCCAUGAGCAAAACCAUAACUAUGAAUGGUUCAUAUUAGACUGUGAAAUUAAAUAGAUGUGCCAGAGCACUGUUAAGUUUAACACCUGAAUAAACUGUCAGCUGUUACAGAAAAUGCUGUCUGUGCAUAGAUAACUAUUUGUUUAAAUAAGCAAAUUGAUUGCUAGUUAGCAUAACUGAAAUGCAGGUAGCAGGACUUGAAGAAUAAUUAAGUUUCAAGGGUUAUUUUCUUGCUGCUGAAAUUUGCUAGCAUGGUUACUCCAGAUACUGUCAUAUCCAUCCCCCACAGGCACCUGCUUGUCAGGUACCCUGAAAGACUUCGAUGAGCCUUCUCUCUAUGACAGAGUCAAGUCAUGUCCCUUGUGAUUAAGAGAUAUUCCAGUGUUUCUGGAAAAUGUUGAAAAUACCAAAAAUACCAUGUAGUAAAAUGUUGAUUCACCUUAAUAUACAGGCUUGGUUCCUGUAAAUGUGUGUGAAAGGAACACUUGACACGAGCUUUAGUCUGAAGUAUUGCUCAAGCUGUCUUCCCCGUAUGUGAGGAAUGUAUUGGAAAGCUGGAAAUGCUCUGAUCAUGCAUGAUCAAAU
Messenger RNA from Pseudopodoces humilis (Tibetan ground-tit), 1545 nucleotides. It is a transcript of the gene MAP1LC3C, whose product is annotated as microtubule associated protein 1 light chain 3 gamma. The record is from RefSeq and is a predicted model, not a curated record. Lineage: Eukaryota; Metazoa; Chordata; Aves; Passeriformes; Paridae. Gene Ontology annotation, biological process: autophagy.